Felis catus (domestic cat) is the source of this 3628-nucleotide messenger RNA. RefSeq names its product adrenomedullin 2 (gene ADM2). The transcript has 3 exons. Gene Ontology annotation, biological process: positive regulation of heart rate; regulation of systemic arterial blood pressure; adenylate cyclase-activating G protein-coupled receptor signaling pathway. NCBI's taxonomy places the organism in Eukaryota, Metazoa, Chordata, Mammalia, Carnivora, Felidae. The coding region runs from base 187 to 615 and encodes 142 amino acids. The record is from RefSeq and is a predicted model, not a curated record.
CUCCUCCUGGAAAGACUAUUUAGAUCUGGUGAUGCGGAGGCCAGGUCUCCGGCAGGACCCACAGAGGGCAAACUGGCUGAGGAGGUCCUCCACCUGCCAGGUGCUCUCUGCCCAGCCAACAGACAGCAACCCCCCCGCCUGCUUCUCACCUGAGACCCUCUCGCCGACAGACACAGCCCCGCCCCCAUGGCCCGGCCCCUGCCGGUCACAUUCGGUUGCAUCAGCCUGCUCUGCCUGCUGCUCCCAGGCACACUGUCCCGCGGCCUGGGCGGGAGCCAAUGGCCUGCCCCACCUAGGGAGCCCCCAGCCUGGGCCCCUUCCGGUGGCCUGAAGCCGGGACACCCUGCCGUUCAGCCUGUGGUCUGGAAGCUACACCAGGCCCUCCAGCCACAGAGGAGCGCCAACCGAGCCCCUGCCAUGGGUCACCCUCUCCGGGGUGGCCCCCACCGACACCCGGGCUCCCGCAGGUCCCGAGCCCAGCUCCUGAGGGUGGGCUGUGGGCUGGGCACCUGCCAGGUGCACAACCUCGGCCACCGCCUAUGGCAGCUGGUUGGGUCAGCCGGCCCACGGGACUCAGCCCCCGUGGACCCCAGCAGCCCCCACAGCUACGGCUGAGAUGGAGCAGGACAGACCUCUGUCUGUCCCGGCCAGGAUGCCACCCCCCAACCCAGUCCCAGAGCCGCAUCUGGGCCCCCCUGCCCCCACCCAGCCCCGCGGACUUCCUACGAACACCAAUAACCAGAACAGUGUGCAGGCCCCCAAGGCAACUCCCGCCCCACCCCACACCCACCUGGUCCUGUAGCAAGCAACCUCGACCGGCUUUGGACAAGGAAGGCCGUGCACAUGUGUCGACCCCAGCAGGUCUGUAGGCAGAGUCUGGACUCAUGAAAGGGGCUUCAGAGGGGAGGGGCAGCCCAAGGAUGUGGGGCAGGAUACCUAGGGCCACGCUGGGCCAGCACAAGGUGGGCCAGUGUGGCCCCUUCCCCGCUGGUCUGGAGUCAUCAGAUUAGGCCCUGGCUUUGGGCACGUGCACUUGGCCUGUCCCAGGUGCCCAGCCUUUCCAUUCCCUGUGCCCUGGAGACUGGGAGGGCAGCAGGAAGGAGGACCCCCUGUGGUCCCCAUCCCCAGAGCCUGAGUGAGAGAGGACAGGCCAUGUCAAAGUGGAGACCUCCCCCCCACCGCACCCCCUCCCCCCCCAGCUGGAUAGCAGGGAGCCUGGGAAAAGGCCUAGAGAUUCAGGAACCACACUGGGGCUGAGCAGACGCCCCUUCCCAUCGCUCUGGGCAAGGUGGGGCUGGGUGGGGCAAGAUCUCCAGCCCAGAUAGGCCCAGUCAGAACCUUUCCACCUCAGGUGGGGUGGGGUAGUCCAACAAGGGUGGGGGCGCCGCAGGCUAUACAAUCUCCCCGGCCCCACCCUGCCCUGCUCUGGGAUUUACUGGGGCAAACUGGUGGACAGCAGGAGGCUGGAGCCGGCUCGCCUAGAGUUGGGGAAGGUGGAUUGUCCUUAAGGGUUUAGAACAAGGUCUUCAGCCAGUUCCCGGUGUAGGUCCACCCCGGGUAGGGCCUUUACAUGCUGUGAUACCUGAGCCUCUGCUAGUCCCUCAGUACUGACACCCCCAUGCCAUCAGGACAUGACCCAAGGUUCAGAAAGGAAGUUUCCAUUACUUGGCAUACACUAAUAAUGGCACUUACUCUGCCAACAUUUGCCCUCGUCCCCUUCUCAGCCACUCUGUGAGGGGAGUGCUAUCGUUAUCCCGUCUCUAGAAGCAGAAACUGCAGCCACAGAGGUCGGGGAAGUGCCUACUGUCACCGCAGUGCCCUCCCACAGAACCCCUCAGAUGCCCUGCCCCCCCCAUUCCCACCCCUGAGGGUGGGAGCAUUUCCAGGACACCAUUAGGCCCUGUGGAGACAGUUCAGGCUGGUCCCUGCCCUGAAUUGCGGGUGGGAAGCAGAUCAGGGCAGGCUGCCUGGAGGAAGCCUAGGUCUGAGGUUUGCAAGGCUCCCAGGAGAGCCGAGGGUGGAGUCCACAGGAGGCAUGAGUAUGGCCGGGGAAGCCCCCCCACCCCUACUCCCAAAGCCGCUGAGAGAGGCUGGAACCAGCGUGAGUGGGGGUGGAAGAGGCCAGUGGGCCAGGCCUCAGAGCCAUAUGCCUGUGGUCCCUGAAGGGUGUCAUCAGAGCAGGCAGGGGUCGCAGGGCCAGGAAGACUGGGGAGAGAAGAGAAGGGGUCUAGGAGGGUCAAAUUGGGAGAGUUAGGAGCUCCACUUGGCCGAGACCGCCCCGCCCCCGGCCGCCCCAGGCUUCCCAUACUGGGCCUGUGUGUUGUCUGGUCCUCUGUACAAGCUGUUCCUCUGCCAAGGACACCCCCACAUUGCCCCUUCCUCACUGGUCAGAGCUGCCAGACCCCCAGAAUUCCAUGCCCUUGUUGAGGAACUGCGCCAGUUUGGGGUUCAUUUUCCUCGAAGCAGGAUGGACUGUCGACCUCAAGGCAUCCCUGUGCCGGGCCAUGGGGUCGCAGCAUUGCACCUGACAUCCACCUGGCCCCUGAGCUCCAGGCCAUGUCUGGGCCACCUACAUGAUGCUCCCUGAUGCCAAGCUCACCCGACUCCCGCCAGCCUUCUCCCCUGUCUCCCUCACGCAAAUCCUGUCGGCUGGUCAUUUGCUCCUUUUUCUAGUCCAAGCCGCCACCUGCUUUUGGGGAGAUGGCUCCAGCCACCUCCCUGGACCCUCCCUCCAUUCCUUCAGCAAAUGCUUGCUGAGCAUGUGAGAGAAGCAUUAGUGAAUACCCCCUCCCAACUGACACCACAGCGGAAGGAGACAGAAGGAAAUUAACCCCGAAGGUAAAAUAAGCAAAAGCCAUAGCACGUGGCAAGUACCAGGAGAGUCCUGAAGGCAGCGUGCACUUUGCCAUGUCAAAUGGGGGGCCCCAGCACUCUCCCCGUCUACUCUCAGCACUGGCAGGAGGAGACCAUCAUCGUAAGAGCAGCACACCCCACCCAAACGUCUUGUCUCUGAAGCUGAGUGGGUGCUGAGACCCACACGCCCGAGGGGGGGGGGUAGACUGACACCUUGACACCUUCGUCCCCUGUCCUCUCUCUCUCUGCCCCCAGGUGACCCAACCAUACUCAGCAUCCUCCCCACCCCCACCCCCCAUCUUCCUCAAGUGCACCGGCCUUUCCAAUAUGAGACGAUGAUUGGUUUUGCGGUGUCUGCCUCCUUGGAGAACCUGUCAGCUCCCGGGCAGGCAUAUUGAUCAGUUGGGUCCUGGCUAUGUCUGCCUGACCUGGUCCAUGCCUGAUGAGUGCUAGCUGAAUUCAUCUCUACCCUGACUCCGGAUGGAGCCCCUCACCUCAAAAGCCAGACAAAGAUCACCACCACCCCUGUCUUGACCAACCUUUAGCCAGGCUGCUCCACUGGGCCUCACCCAGUAUUAACAAGUGUCCCCUGCCCCUGAGAUCUGAUCACCUGGCCUGCCUUUAGCAAGGAUCCCCCAACCUCUGUGUCUCCCCUUAGCAAUCUUCUGUCCAGUGACCCCCACUCUGCUUAUUGGCAGUCAACCCCCUGCUGUCUUUGUUGGAUUCUGUCUCCCCUAUUGCAAUAGUCACGAAUAAAGUCUUUCACUCUCACUUA